Priceomyces carsonii is the source of this 1626-nucleotide messenger RNA. It is a transcript of the gene ECM3, whose product is annotated as putative ATPase. The record is from RefSeq and is a predicted model, not a curated record. The coding region runs from base 1 to 1626 and encodes 541 amino acids. NCBI's taxonomy places the organism in Eukaryota, Fungi, Ascomycota, Pichiomycetes, Serinales, Debaryomycetaceae. Gene Ontology annotation, biological process: transmembrane transport. The transcript has a single exon. Gene Ontology annotation, cellular component: membrane.
AUGACGGAGCAUCUUCCUUUGGGAACAGUCAUCUAUACAUCGGUGAAACCGAUUUUCAAAAUCUAUUUUAUUAUAUUGCUAGGCUUCUAUCUAGCCAAAAGGAACAUAUUAUCAGUAACAACAUGCAGAGAUAUUUCAGAUUUAAUUGUGUCUGCUGUCAUGCCAUGUUUGAUCUUUGAUAACGUUGUGUCAAACUUAAAAAGUUCAGAUAUCAAAAAUAUUGGAAUCAUUUUUUUAAGUGGUACUAUUCUCUUUUUCAGUGGAGCCAUGAUAGCAUACGUUAUAUAUUGGAUUACAAAUGCCCCAAAGAGGUGGCUAGGAGGUUUAAUUUCCGUCGGAUUUUUUGCAAAUAUAUCCGAUUUGCCAAUUGCAUAUUUACAGACAUUUUCAAAAGGUGGAUUAGUCUUCACAACUGAGCAAGGUAAUAAGGGGGUUGCCUAUGUCAUUAUAUUUUUGGCUGCGCAGGUAUUUUAUCAAUUUAGUUUGGGUGGCUACAGAUUAAUUGGCUGGGACUUUAGAGAUGAACUCAAACCCCAACUGGAUGAAGAUGAAGAACUGAAGGACUAUUCUAAUGAAAAGGUUCUGAAAACAGCUAGUCAUAAUAAAAGUUCAGUUUUGGGAUCUUCAACUACAAAUAGCUUACGAGAUUCAGAUGGAAGACUAAUGGAAGAAGACCGGGAACAUGGAACUCCUGAGCAGCUUAGUGCCCAUAUGUCCCCCACUCAACAGAACUUAGUUGCUAACUCCUUAGUUAACACUGAUUCAGCUGCAUCUAGAUCAAUAGGAUCAUUCACAGGAGAAGAAUCACUCGCAUCCGCCGCUUCAAAUUCUGGAAUAAAUAGAUACGAAUCUUUGCGUCCCGUUCGUACGGCUGAGUUGAGACAACAAAAAUCACAGGAUAUCGGUGAUGUUAUAAAUGAAUAUUCCGAGUUUGACAGAUUAAAGCAUACCAAAAGUAGGGUUUCUCCUUGCAUCACAAGUGAGGUUGGUGUAGCUGUUCCAGAGCCGGAUACUGAUGAUUCAAAUCCGCCUUCCAAAUUUAAAACAAUAUCAUUGUCUUUGCUCAAAAGUUUUCGAACACCUAACUCAAUGGCACUCAUUAUCUCUAUAGCCAUUGCUAUGUCACCACCCCUCAAGGCCUUAUUUGUCGUUGCAAGAGUACAUAUACCACCAGCUCCUGACAAACAGCCACCCUUAUCCUUUAUUAUAGAUUUGACUAGUUAUGUCGGUGCCGCUUCGGUCCCACUAGGACUUUUAAUGCUAGGUGCUACCAUUUCAAGGUUGAAGGUUAAAUCGAUGCCACGAGGCUUUUGGAAGACUGCAAUUCUUCUUACUGCUUUGCGAACGAUUGUUUUGCCCAUUCUCGGUGUUGGGAUAACAACUGGGAUGUAUAAAGGAGGCUGGUAUGGAGAUGAUAUAGUGGUAAGAUUUGUAAGUGUCUUAUCGUUUGGUGUGCCAAGUGCUACAGCCUUGGUUUAUUUUACUGCAUUUUACACAGAUCCUUCAUCGGAAGAUCAUUUGCAAAUGGACUGUUUGGCCCUUUGCUUGAUCUUUCAGUACGCAGUUGUCUACAUUUCAUUGCCUUUCUUAAUAACGUUUACACUUAAAGUAUCUUUAGGUUAUUAA